AUGAGCAAGAUUUGGAAAUUUACAUCAUUUGCAACUAUUUCAAGUGUUGCAGCAGCUUCAUUAUACUUAUAUGCAAUUGACAAAAAUGGAUACUAUUAUGAGAAAUCAAAGUUUAAACAAGUCACUGACAGAGUAAGAAAGUUAAUCGAUGGUGAUGAGACGUUUAAGUAUGUUACUAUUGAUGAUUUUGUAAGUGGUCCAACACAAAUCCAAACAAGAUCAAGAGGUGAAACUUUUAAAGAUCUGUGGAAUGCAGAAGUUCGUAGAACUGCUCAAUGGAUCUAUUCUCUUGGGGGUCGUUAA
Vanderwaltozyma polyspora DSM 70294 is the source of this 303-nucleotide messenger RNA. It is a transcript of the gene MIC12, whose product is annotated as Mic12p. Bases 1 to 303 code for a protein of 100 amino acids. The record is from RefSeq and is a predicted model, not a curated record. Gene Ontology annotation, cellular component: MICOS complex; mitochondrial crista junction. Gene Ontology annotation, biological process: cristae formation. Lineage: Eukaryota; Fungi; Ascomycota; Saccharomycetes; Saccharomycetales; Saccharomycetaceae. The transcript has a single exon.